GAUAAAGUGAAUAACGAACGAUAAUCAACACAGUUUUUAUCUAUUCUCACUUACCUAGCGAAUGAUGUCAAAUUGCGAUCAGUUCAAUUUACAAACCUAUUUCAUAAGAUUUAUGCAGCACUGAUUUGCUAAUGAGUUGUUAUUUCGAAUGCGCGCUAUUUCCAUAAUUUAGAGGUCAUCUUUUAUAUGAUUAUGUAAAUCAUGAACUUCAAACGUCUGUUUAUGGCAAUGAAUUUCUUAAUGGAAAAAUUACAUUACGUAAUUGAUACAUGAUAAUGCACUCGCAAAUCAUGAACUUUACAUGUGUGUUAUGGUAACACGGUAUUGAUAUUUCUUAAUAGAAAAAUUGUAUCACGUACUUGAUACAUGAUAAUGCACUCGUUUAUCAUUGCAUAAACAACAUACGUACGAUGUUAUUCAUUUUUUCAGCACAAUUUCACAGUAUAAAUUGACGGAUCUAUGUCUUUGGAAAAUCAUUCUAGUUACGAGUGAAUCGAUACAACAACAAAAAUGUCAACUAUUCCGACAACUUUAAUUAUCAAUAUUACAAAUACAAAAAAGUUGCCCGUCAAUAUGGCAAUGGUGGUGCUUAAACAAUUAUUCAGAUAUGGUGUGAAGCAGAUCGUAAAAAAAUCUGAGGACUGUAUUUUAGUUUCUUUAAAAUAUAGUCCGAAGAUGGUUACUUUGACUAAGAAAUUAGGUAAUUUGCAAGUGAAAGUAACCCGGGCAAUGGCUGAAAAUGAACAGGAAUUGGGGUUUCUGGAAACAGCAGUGAAACGGUUCAAUUUCAAUAUACAAGAUGAUGAUGACGUGGACGCUAUUCCAUCACCUCCACCACCAAAAAAGUUGAAGGCUUCAUCAUCAUCAUCAAAAGAAAUUCUACCCCUUCCAACACGAUCACUAUCUCCUGUCAUAAUCGAAGAUUUUGAAGAAGAAAACUCUCAACACCCUACUUAUUUCCAAGAAUCCCAAGAUUUUUUGUGA
Molecule: messenger RNA, 984 nt
Organism: Leptinotarsa decemlineata (Colorado potato beetle)
Lineage: Eukaryota; Metazoa; Arthropoda; Insecta; Coleoptera; Chrysomelidae
Source: RefSeq, a predicted model, not a curated record